AUGGCUCUUACGGGGAAUGAGACCUCAGCUCGCCCCGAUGAUGCCCCCCAUUAUCUCCUGGAGGGUGAUCCAUUUGCCUCCAAGCUGUCCAAGGAGGCCGACAUCGUGGCUGCCUUCUACAUCUGCAUCAUAGGGAUCCUGUCUGCCACAGGAAAUGGCUAUGUUAUAUACAUGACCAUCAAACGCAAGACAAAGCUAAGGCCGCCUGAGCUCAUGACAGUUAACUUAGCCAUAUUUGACUUUGGCAUAUCAGUCACAGGGAAACCGUUCUUUGUGGCGUCCAGUUUCUCCCACCGCUGGCUGUUUGGUUGGGAGGGCUGUCAUUUCUAUGGCUGGGCUGGCUUCUUCUUCGGUGUUGGCAGCCUCAUCACCAUGACCGUAGUUAGCCUAGACCGAUACCUCAAGAUCUGUCAUCUCAGAUACGGUACUUGGCUGAUGAGGCACCAUGCCUUCCUGUGUCUGGUGUUUGUCUGGCUCUACGCAGGCUUCUGGGCCACCAUGCCCCUGGUGGGCUGGGGCAGCUACGCACCAGAGCCGUUUGGCACCUCCUGUACCCUGGACUGGAGGCUGGCCCAGAUCUCCGUGGCGGGACAGAGCUUCGUCAUGGCCAUCCUCUUCUUCUGCCUUAUCUUCCCCACCGGCAUCAUCGUCUUCUCCUAUGUUAUGAUAAUAUUCAAGGUCAACUCCUCAGCUAAAGAGAUCUCCCACUUUGACACCAGGAACAAGAACAGCCAUAGCCUGGAGAUGAAACUGACCAAGGUAGCGAUGUUGAUCUGUGCUGGUUUCUUGAUAGCGUGGAUCCCGUAUGCAGUGGUCUCCGUGGUGUCUGCGUUUGGCGAGCCCGACUCAGUGCCUAUCUCUGUCUCUGUGAUCCCCACUCUGCUGGCUAAGUCCUCUGCCAUGUACAACCCCAUCAUCUACCAAGUUAUUGACCUGAAACGUUCCUGUGCAAAGUCCUCCUGUUUCCAAGUCCUGAAGAGGUGUAGACAUUUUAAAAAGUCAAGGAUUUACACCAUUUCUGGCUCACUUAAAGACAGACCAUCCGUAAAAGAGUCUCACAGUGAAAUGUGAGAAAAGGACAGUGAUUCUCUUCUGUGAAAUGACUCUUGGUUUUUCCCCUCACCAGUCCAAUCACAACCCUGCUAUCAACUGCUAAGACAUGGACCACCGCUCACCACCCAGACCUACGCAACCCAGCCUUGCUGUAUCUAUGUUCCUGCUCCAAACAGCUCUAUGUACUCUCCUACAUCAUGUUCCUCUCUGUGUUUCCAGCUCAAGGCUGGCGCCAAGAUGUUAUUUUUUACACUUUGUACAGAUGAUUUUGUAUUGUGUACUUGUGCACCUGUGACUUGCAUCGUUUGAAGACAUUUAAACCUUUAUGUGCACCUGUAAGAUCUAAAGCGCUGUUCAGAAAGAGGUAUGAUAUACUCUAAAGAGAGCUGGAGGGACUGUGGUGUUGGCGUUUAGGGUUGUUCCCUGCUUCAGGCAGGUCUGACU
Messenger RNA from Oncorhynchus masou masou (cherry salmon), 1497 nucleotides. Its product is annotated as opsin-5-like. The transcript has 6 exons. The record is from RefSeq and is a predicted model, not a curated record. NCBI's taxonomy places the organism in Eukaryota, Metazoa, Chordata, Actinopteri, Salmoniformes, Salmonidae. Gene Ontology annotation, biological process: phototransduction; G protein-coupled receptor signaling pathway; visual perception. Gene Ontology annotation, molecular function: G protein-coupled photoreceptor activity. Gene Ontology annotation, cellular component: plasma membrane. Bases 1 to 1071 code for a protein of 356 amino acids.